ACGUAUAGUACUGUACAACUAACGGAAAGAUGGCGGAAUAUUUGUAUGGUCUCCCGUUUUCAGUGGUAGAUCCUCCUAAUUUACGCUUAAAAAGGCCUUCCUGGUUAGUCAUUCCAGGCCCAAUGCUGGUCUUCUCAAUCGUCAUGCUUUCCUAUUUUUUGGUAACCGGAGGAAUAAUUUAUGAUGUUAUUGUUGAACCGCCUAGUAUCGGAUCAACCGUGGACGAACACGGCCACUCUAAGCCGGUUGCAUUUAUGGCGUAUCGAAUCAAUGGACAAUAUAUUAUGGAAGGUCUAGCCUCUAGUUUCCUAUUUACUUUAGGUGGACUCGGGUUUGUUAUCCUAGAUAAGUCAAAUGUGCCAACUAUGCCGAAAUUUAACAGAUACUUAUAUUUGUUUUGCGGCUUUAUCUGUGUGUUGCUGUCCUUUUUUUCAUGUCGUGCGUUCAUGACAAUUAAAUUGCCGGGAUAUUUACAAGCUUGAAUGUCGCCAUCCCUGGAUGUCCAAUUAGUAGGAAAUGAAGUUUUGC
Trichoplax adhaerens is the source of this 528-nucleotide messenger RNA. RefSeq lists its product as hypothetical. NCBI's taxonomy places the organism in Eukaryota, Metazoa, Placozoa, Uniplacotomia, Trichoplacea, Trichoplacidae. The transcript has 4 exons. The coding region runs from base 30 to 482 and encodes 150 amino acids. The record is from RefSeq and is a predicted model, not a curated record. Gene Ontology annotation, cellular component: oligosaccharyltransferase complex.